Molecule: messenger RNA, 1455 nt
Organism: Paraglomus occultum
Lineage: Eukaryota; Fungi; Glomeromycota; Glomeromycetes; Paraglomerales; Paraglomeraceae
Source: the annotation of a GenBank genome assembly
CACUACGAUUAUAUUGUGGUUGGUGGUGGUCCGGUUGGACUUUCCACAGCACAUAAUCUUGGGAAAGCGGGUAAAAAAGUGUUGGUCUUGGAGCAGUUCAUGUACUUUAACCAGGCAGGAAGUUCAGGAGAUUUUGUCCGAAUGUUUCGCACGAUGUACAGCGAUGAGAAUUUGUGCAAGUUGGCCAUCAAGACUAAGGACUUGUGGGCAGAAUUAGAGACGGAAGCUCAAGUGCAACUUAUUGAAAUGACUGGGUUGCUAAACUUUGGCGAUCCAGAUUAUAAAGAUGGUCCUGAGGGCAACCUGACAAAGCCAAUCGAAAUCAUGACUAAACUCGGAAUGAGUUUUCGCAAAUUAUCACGAGAGGAGAUUAUGAAAGAAUACCAUUUUCGGAAUCUCCCUUCUAACUUUAUAGGCGUUUUUGCCAAAGACAAUGGAGUCAUUAACGUGUUUCUGACUGUACGUGCAUUAUAUGCUCUCGCAAAAAAAUACGGCGUAGAACUUAGGGAGAAUGAAAAGGUAACAAGCAUUAAAUGUACGGAUUGUGGCGUUAAUGUCAUGGCCGCAAGAAAGAAUGUGAUUACCGGAGAGCAGGAUCAAAAAUCUUAUAGUGCAAAGAAAGUUAUUAUCACAGCUGGUGCAUACGUCAACGAUGUAAUCAAGUCUCUCAAUUUCCAAAUUCAACUCAGCAUUUGGGAGAUGGUUUCCAUGUAUUUUACGAUGGAUGCGAUGAUGAAUCCUCCGGUGCAGUACCCAUCAAUGUGGUUUCAAUUUCAGGAUGGUUGCCCACCAAACCUUUUUUACGGAUUUCCAUCUGUUUCUUGGGGCCCACAAAACCAAACUCGUAUUGCCAUGGACUGGGCAUCGCGCAUUAUCAAGGAUCCAUCAGAACGGCAAACUUGUGUUUCGGAAUAUGAACUCCGUGUUACUUCAGCUUGGGUUGAGAACCACUGUAUUGGCGUGCAAAACCGUCCAGUAUUCCAGGGUACCUGCCUGAUGGCCAAUGUACAUGACAACAAUUUUGUUCUUGAUUUCGCACCGGAAGGUGUUCUAGGACCUGCACAUAAGAACGUUAUUAUAUUUACUGCCGGUUGGGCUUUCAAAUUUGUCCCAAUGCUUGGAAAAUGCCUUAGCCAAUUGGCUAUUGAUGGUCAAACAGAAUUCAAUAUUGAUGAAUAUAGUAUCAACCGACCUGGAAUUCUAGGUUUUAUUAUAUCCAGGUUUUCUUUUUAUAAGGAAGUCCUAUUCAAUAGGGAUUUGGAAAGAGAUAUACGUUUCUAUCGUGGUGGAAUAGAAAGGAAGGAAGAUACUAGAAAAUAUCAUAAAUUUUUAACGGAUCGGGAUAGGCUAAUUGGAGAAGAGUUAUUGCGUCGCAGUAUACUAAAAAGUGGUUUAAGCACUGCGUGGCUCGAUGAUCUUAUGGAAGAAUGGGAAAAAGUCCAUACUCAAACAUAA